Nematostella vectensis (starlet sea anemone) is the source of this 1278-nucleotide messenger RNA. Its product is annotated as tyramine receptor Ser-2. The record is from RefSeq and is a predicted model, not a curated record. Gene Ontology annotation, biological process: G protein-coupled receptor signaling pathway. Gene Ontology annotation, cellular component: membrane. The transcript has a single exon. The coding region runs from base 1 to 1278 and encodes 425 amino acids. NCBI's taxonomy places the organism in Eukaryota, Metazoa, Cnidaria, Anthozoa, Actiniaria, Edwardsiidae. Gene Ontology annotation, molecular function: G protein-coupled receptor activity.
AUGAACGCCACGGGGCUUCUAGCCCAUUCAUUGCAACGAGCCACCCAAGAAUUGGUCGCUCGUUCCAUGGCUCUCGUUGUAGCAGAAACGGCGACGUUUGUCCUUAUCAAUGCCAUUUCGUUGGUUGGGAAUUUCCUCGUUUUCCUGGUAGCGUUUCGCAAUCCCAGUCUAAAGACUGUUACAGGAUUGUUGCUUCUAUCUCUCACUACAAGCCAUUUCCUCGCGUCCAUAAUCGUCAUGCCCAUGUCUGUGGGUGUCCUAGCGACAGGCGGAAAAUUCAUGGGUUCCCUUGGGUGCCAGAUCCUUGCCUACUCGUCGCAGAUUCUCUCUAACAUGACUGUUUACACCAUUUGCCUGAUCGCCGUGAAUCGGCUGCUGUUUUUCGUGAAGUCGUCUUGGUAUCGAGCAAUUUUUGGCUUCAAGUCCACUCUCACGACUAUCGCUACAAGUUGGAUUUUCCAGCUCGUCUAUGCUUUCAUCCCAGCGUUCGCUAGCUGGUCCGUCGCCUCGUUGUAUCCUGGUUACGCGGUAUGUACCUCCCAGUUGACAAAUAAAGCGGCCAGCAUAAUCUACGGCGCACAAAAUGAUGUCCAGAUCCUUGGAGGAGUGGUGAUUCUGAUAAUUUGCUACUUAGUGGUCUUCGUGAAGAUUAGAAAAGCUAGCAAAAUCACGCCCGAGGUAGCACAGGAUCUACCAAGCGAUAACGAGUUAAACCAGGUCGCCCCUAUCCAAGGGCUAGACGAAAUGUCCACGCAAAAAGAACUCGAGAAGAAACGCGACGAAAAUAAAGCUCUGAAAAAGGGAGAAAAGGCUAUAGAAAAAUGCACCAUCGAUCAAAUCCAACAGGAUUCUGGAACAGCUUUCAAUGGUUGCAAAGAAGAAAUCCAGAGUAAUGGACUAAAAUACCAGACAAAUUCAGAAAACAUCGACUCUCAAACUGACUUUGCGUCUCCAAACGAUCCCGAGGAAGGGCAAAGACAAGCCGUCGAGCUUCAAGACCCAGAAUUCCGCGCCGAAGUUCACAUGACCAGGACUGUGUUUCUUGUCACCGUGUGUUUAAUCGUGUGUUAUAUCCCACUGCUGGUGAUCUUGGAGGUUGAGUCGUGGCAGAUUCACCUGGAGGCCAGACAGGUUGAGCUGUUCGGCAUGGCUUUGCAGUACCUGGGUAGCGCUCUCACACCUGUGGUCAUUGCCAUAUUUAACAUCCCGUUCAGACGUGAGCUCAAAGACAUGUUCUGCCGUGGGCGUGAAAAUAGGCGAGUCCAUCCGGCUGAAUAA